Molecule: messenger RNA, 5728 nt
Organism: Camelus dromedarius (Arabian camel)
Lineage: Eukaryota; Metazoa; Chordata; Mammalia; Artiodactyla; Camelidae
Gene: ARHGAP39
Product: Rho GTPase activating protein 39
Exons: 12
Coding region: 878-4903 (1341 amino acids)
Biological process (GO): signal transduction
Cellular component (GO): cytoskeleton; cytoplasm
Molecular function (GO): protein binding; GTPase activator activity
Source: RefSeq, a predicted model, not a curated record
CAUUUUUAGGUUUUUCAUUGCUAAUGCAUCUUCCAAAAUUUUGCCUUUUUUCUAUUUGAACAAAUGUUCAAAAUUUAAAGAGUGCAGAGUGAAAAGUGUCUCCCUGCCCUCUGGCCAUCCAGGUUCCUCCCUGGAGGUAGCUGGCUGCCUUAGAGUCUUGUUUGUCUGACGAGAUAUUCAGUGCACAUAUAAGCAAAUGCUUGUGCAUGCUCCCUUUUCCCCUUGGGUUGAUCGUUCUAAACGAGCGAUAGAAAUUCAGAAAUUGUAGUGCAUUCAUUAAAAAAAAAAUUCUUUCUGAAAAAAAACGAGGACUGAGCAAACGUAACUUUUGUUCCAUCCUCUAGUUUGUCUGUUUUCAGGGACCAAGAAUCCACUAGCUUUUUUGAGUUCUGAGAGGAGGUUACAAAACCUGCUACAAAAGUGAUUUCCCCUCAUGCACUGGCUGGUGUUUUCAGCUUGCUCAGUGUUUGACCGUUGCCUCGUCGAUGAAGCUGUCACUGUCCAAGUCCAGGAGGAAUGUUCUGAGAGCGUUGAUACCAUCCGUUAUUGUUGCUGUAAUCUGAUGUGUGUGUCCCAGGUGCUGUUCUGAACACAUUCUGUGACAUGUUCUUUCAUUUAAUUUGUGCCUCUGAACAGUCCGUGUGGUGUGUGCUCUUGGUUCCAUGGAACAGACAAGGGAGCUGGAGCCAGGACACGGUGCAUCGCUUGGUGGCACAGCUGUGGGCAGCCCCGGGGUGCAUGGCCAGGCGUCCCCACUGCAGGCCUCUCCCUCUUAACCUCAGAGUUACACCUGUCUCCUGUCCUGUGGCCUCCCUAACCUCAAGGGCAGCACCUUCCUGACUGAUGCUGGAGGGGCGUCCCGCCCAAUGACCUGCUGAUGUCCGUCCACCUGGGUCCUCGGGAGAAGGCUGCCAUGUCCCAGACACAGGACUACGAAUGUGAGAGCCAUCAUGCUGGCGGGCCGGAGUCUCGGAUUCCAGGAUCGAGCACCAGGCUGGAGUGGGUGGAGAUCAUCGAGCCGCGCACGCGAGAGCGCAUGUACGCCAACCUUGUCACCGGCGAGUGCGUGUGGGACCCCCCGGCCGGCGUGCGCAUCAAGCGCACCAGCGAGAAUCAGUGGUGGGAGCUCUUCGACCCCAACACGUCUCGCUUCUACUACUACAACGCCACCACGCAGCGCACAGUGUGGCACCGGCCGCAGGACUGCGACAUCAUCCCCCUGGCCAAGCUCCAGACCCUGAAGCAGAACACCGAGUCCCCCCGAGCCUCGGCAGAGAGCAGCCCCGGGCGGGCCAGCAGCGUCAGCCGGGACGGCAGCACCAGCUCAUCUCUGGAGCCCGAGCUGGACACAGGCGACAAAGCGCAGGAGCCGCUGGGGAGGGCCGGCCGGCCGGCCGCUCUUGGGGCUGUGAAGGAGGAGAGCGGCAGCUCCUCGCCCUUGGGAGCACUCCUGGAGAAGGACUGUGAGGUUUACCGGGACUACGGCGCGGAUGGCCACCUUCCUCACUGCAGGACCUCCUCACUGCGCUGGAACUCGGGCACCAAGGAGCGCAUGCUCAUCAAAGUUGCCGACAGGGAGCCCAGCUUCCUCUCCCCGCAGGGCAAUGGCUACCCGCUGGACAGCCAGCCUGGCGGGCGCUCCCGCAGACCCUCUGGGGGCCAGCACUCACCCAGCCUGCAGGCUCUCACCCCUGAUGCGGACAGCCCUGUCUUCUUCUCUGAGCGGAGGCCCUCGCCCUUCCUGAAGAGGGCAGAGCUGGGGAGCUGCUCCCCUCUGCUGGCCCAGCCCCGCAAGCCCGCUGGUGACUCUCAGCCCUCCUCCCCACGCUAUGCCUAUGAGCCCCCCCUCUACGAGGAGCCCCCUGUGGAGUACCAGGCCCCCCUCUAUGACGAGCCACCCAUGGACGUGCAGUACGAGGCCGGUGGGGGCUACCAGGCCGGCUCUCCCCAGCGGUCUCCCGGCCGCAAGCCCCCCAAGCAGGCCUCCGCCUCGCCCUACCAGCAGCUGGUGCUCACCAGGCAGAAGUGCCCUGAGCGCUACCUGAGCCUGGAGUACAGCCCAGCGGGCAAGGAGUAUGUGCGGCAGCUGGUGUACGUGGAGCAGGCUGGCUCCAGCCCCAAGCUGCGCAUGGGCCCACGGCACAAGUACGCACCCAACCCUGGCAGCGGCUCACUCUCCCUGCAACCUAGCCCCUGCCUGUUGCGGGACCAGCGCCUGGGGGUCACGUCCGGGGACUACAGCAGCAUGGAGGGGCCCGAGCUGCGGCACGCCCAAUCGCCCUUGCCUCUGCCCCAGCCCCAGGAUGAUGCCAUGUCCUGGUCCAGCCAGCAGGACACCAUGUCCUCGACAGGCUACUCCCCUACCACACGCAAGAGGAAGAGCAGGAACCCCUCCCUGGGCCAUGCCCCCGGCGCUUCAUCCACCGAAGGCCCUGGGGACCGCGACCUGCUCAGCGAGCAGCCCCUGACAGAGGAGCGGCCCCUGUGCGGGCCCAGCCUGGCCCCCACAAAGCGCACAGACGGCAAGGCGGGUGAGGCGGACGGGCCCCGGGGCAUGACUGAGCCCUUCCUGGCGCAGGCCCGGCUGGCCUGGGAGGCACAGCAGGCCCACUUGCACAUGAAGCAGAGGGGCAGCUGGGACUCCCAACAGGAUGGCUCGGGUUAUGAGAGUGACGGGGCCGUGCCGCUGCCCAUGCCCGGGCCCGUGGUGCGCGCCUUCAGCGAGGACGAGGCGCUAGCCCAGCAGGAGAGCAAGCACUGGCAGAGGGGCGCCUUGGACAGGCUUGCCUUCCCCCAGGUCCUGCUGGAGAAGAGCGUCUCUGUGCAGACCAGCCUGGCCUCCCCAGAGCCCUACCUCCACCCUUCACAGUCUGAGGACCUUGGCACCUGUGCCCAGUUCGAGAGCAGCCGGCCGGCCCGCAGCAUGAUGCCCAGCGCCAGCUGCGUGUUCCCCACCUUCACACUGCGCAAGCCAUCCUCGGAGACUGACAUCGAGAAUUGGGCCUCCAAGCACUUCAACAAGCACACGCAGGGCCUCUUCCGUCGAAAGGUGUCCAUCGCCAACAUGCUGGCCUGGAGCAGUGAGUCCAUCAAGAAGCCCAUGAUAGUGACCAAUGACCGCCACGUGAAGAAGGAGGCCUGUGAGGUCUUCAAGCUCAUCCAGAUGUAUAUGGGUGACCGGCGUGCCAAGGCAGACCCGCUGCACGUGGCCCUGGAGGUCGCCACCAAGGGCUGGAGUGUGCAGGGCCUGCGGGACGAGCUGUACAUCCAGCUGUGCCGGCAGACCACUGAGAACUUCCGCCUGGAGAGCCUGGCCCGUGGCUGGGAGCUCAUGGCCAUCUGCCUGGCCUUCUUCCCUCCCACACCCAAGUUCCAUUCCUAUCUGGAGGGCUACAUCUAUCGGCACAUGGACCCCGUCAACGACACCAAAGUGACACAGCACAUGAAAGAGCUCCUGGAAAGGAACACUAAGAAGAAGUCCAAGUUGAGAAAGAAACCCAAGCCUUAUGUUGAGGAGCCGGAUGGGGUGGCUAUAAGCACAUACGCCAAGUACUGUUACCACAAGCUGCAGAAGGCAGCCCUUACCGGGGCCAAGAAGGGGCUGAAGAAGCCCAACGUGGAGGAGAUUCGGCACGCCAAGAACGCCGUGUUCAGCCCCUCCAUGUUUGGCAGCGCGCUGCAAGAGGUCAUGAGUCUGCAGAAAGAGCGCUACCCUGACCGGCAGCUGCCCUGGGUACAGACUCGGCUGUCUGAGGAGGUGCUCGCACUCAACGGUGACCAGACGGAAGGCAUCUUCAGAGUCCCUGGGGACAUUGAUGAGGUGAACGCCCUGAAGCUACAGGUGGACCAGUGGAAGGUGCCAACAGGCCUGGAGGACCCUCAUGUCCCAGCCCCUGUCCACCCUUGCUGCAGCCCAGCAGGUGCCCUGCGCCCUGCCCAGAGGUGCCUGCCCAGCAAGCCAGCUGAGCGUCCACGCUGUGUUCCCAGCAUCACUCCUGAAGCUGUGGUACCGGGAGCUGGAGGAACCCCUGAUCCCGCACGAGUUCUACGAGCAGUGCAUUUCUCACUACGAGAGCCCCGAGGCCGCCGUGGCCGUGGUGCACGCGCUGCCCCGAAUCAACCGUCUGGUGCUGUGCUACCUCAUCCGCUUCCUCCAGGUGUUCGUGCAGCCGGCCAACGUGGCCAUCACCAAGAUGGACGUCAGCAACCUGGCCAUGGUGAUGGCGCCCAACUGCCUGCGCUGCCGCUCGGACGACCCGCGCGUCAUCUUCGAGAACACUCGCAAGGAGAUGUCCUUCCUGCGGGUGCUCAUCCAGCACCUGGACACCAGCUUCAUGGAGGGCGUGCUAUAACACCUGGGCACCAAAGGACCAAGGGUGGGGACAGAGCCUGCCCAGGUGCGCGGGGUCAGGGGAGCACGCAGGGAGGGGGGAGGGAACGCCCCAGCCGCGGAGGUAGCAUGCCAGGCUCCGCCCAUGCCCGCCCCAGCCCUGGAACCCCCAUUUCCCCCACCCAGGCCCUCGGCCUGAGGGCGCAGCCAGGGCAGAGGGGCUGCAGGAAGGGCGCCUCUAGCCACCACCCACCCACCCCCGCCUCGUGGCCAGUUCGGUGGGCACUGCCCCACCCACCACAAGCCGCGGAUCAGCCCCAAGAAAGUGCCUUUUGUUUCCUGGAGCCAAGUGACACUGCCCCUCCCGGCCGGCCCGAGAGCACAAGCCGCCCUCCCCGGGUGAGCUGCCUUGCUGGGGCUCCUGCGCUCAGCCUAGCCCUGGUCUGGGCCCAGCGUGGCUGCCCCUUUCUCCUCCUCUGCUCUCUCUUACCCUCGGUCUCCUGGCCUACAACUUCCGCCCUCCCGGUCCCUUCCCGCCCCCUUCCCCACCACCUGUGGCUUCCAUGGUGGUGACUGCACAGGAAUUUGCGGGCUUAAGGACACUGGGCUGUCCACCACCAGAGCCGAGCCAGGCUGGCCCAGGGUCCGGUAGAUGCUCUCUAGGUGUGGAGGGAGCCCCCAAACCAAAGUCCUCUGGGGUGGGGGCAGGGUUGGGCAGGCAUUCUUGGGGCAGGGUGGGGGAGGGGCGAGAAUAUUUUUUUCUUCGUGUAACUAUAAAUUCAGAAUCUAUCCUGCACCCCAGCCCGCCUGUGUAUAGAGAUAUAAAUAGAGCGAAACAUAUAAGAACUAAAUUUGCUAAUGACAUAGUCUUAACCCAAAUGUUAUUUAUUUGAGUUGUUCUCGUCUGUCCUCUUCAGACAAGUUGGUAUCAUUCCUUCAUUUUUCUCUCCACCCUCCUGGCUUCUGACCAAAAACCAAACCCUGCCCUAUCCCUAUUCAGGACCUGCAGCAGAUGAGAGGGGAGGAACCCCGAGCUCGGGGACUAGGGUGGUGCUGGGGACUCCCCUUCCUCGAGGCCAGAGCUGGGGGGUGGUGGGGAGGUACCUAGAUUUUCAGUUUGUGUAUUUUCCAUUUUGGAAUUUUGAGUUCCAACUGUCGUAGAACUUAAUUUCCCCCUAGUUUUUAUAUAUAUAUAUAUUUUUUAGAGUUGAGUUUUUAUUUAUUAUUAAAGACAAAAAAGCCCAGCCCUGCCGAGACCCGGGUGUCCCCUGGGGGAACGUCCUCAGUCGGGUGGUCUUGGGCCCUGAGGAGGCGCAGUGGGUCCACAGACUCGCUCUGACGCAUGGUCGAGAGGUGACAACACUCUGUGUGAAUAAAGUACAUAUAGACACUUGCAAA